UUAUAGAUUUAAACAUGCUGAAGUUUGACAGUUUUGUCCUCUGUAUGCAAUAUUUUUAAUAUGAGAAAGAUUUUCCUGUGUCUUGAUUUAUAUUCAUCUCAAAUACGCAAAAAGACGUGCAUUUCUAUCAGCAGAAACUGAGCCUCCAGUACUCCUGAAAGGUUUACAACUGCAAAUGCUUCAGUUCCAUCAGGUCUGCCAAUAACAACCAGCGUUUGACAUCAUGCUAUGGUCAGUCACGCUAAUCUGCCUGAAACAAACCUCACUUUCAUUGCAGAUAAACAUCUGCUGUUGUCCAUGUUACAUUGAUUAACAUGUAUGUGCCAUUCAUUCAUACUUCUUCUCAUAGUUCAUUUUUACUGAGCAUGUAAUGUGCUAUUACUCUGCUGCUGUAUACAUUUUGUAUACAUUUUGUAUACAUUUCUGUUCUUCCUUGAAAGACUGUGAAUGCUUCGGGCACUCCAACCGGUGCAGUUACAUCGAGCUGCUCAAUACGGUCAUUUGCGUGAGCUGUAAGCACAACACUAGAGGUCAGCACUGUGAGUUAUGCAGGCUGGGCUACUUCAGAAAUGCUUCUGCAGAGCUGGACGAUGAAAAUGUGUGCAUAGACUGUUAUUGUAACCCUUUUGGUUCAGUCCAUGAUCGCUGUAAUGACAGAGGAUUUUGUGAGUGUAAGGAGGGAGCAUCAGGGCCUAAAUGUGAUAAAUGUCUGCCGGGAUAUAUCUGGCACAGCUUGGGCUGUCAACCAAAUGUGUGUGACAAUGAGCUCCUGCACUGCCAGAAUGGAGGGACAUGCAUCAACAACGUGCGGUGCCAGUGCCCUCCAGCCUACACUGGCAUCUUAUGUGAGAAGCUUAAGUGUGAAAGGGGAUCCAGGAGGCUGCAGCCAAAGCUCCGCCCAGGGGGCAAUAUCCCACAGUCCCUUAUUACUGCUGAUGGCCCUACUAGGAGCAGCCAGACUUCACAUGUGCUAGGCUUCGUUUGGUCAAUGGCAUUGUAUUUGGACUGCUUCAAAAGAACGUGCCACAUGAAAACAAAACAAAAUCCAAGCGUUUGCUAGUGAAAUUUCAAAAAGGAUAAAGAAAGAAAAAAAUACCACAUAAAAACUUGGAAGGCCUAACUGAACUAAGCCAUAUUAAUCAGUUAUGGACAGCACUCUGAGUCAAGACUGCACACCACAACCGGAGAUGGGCUGGCAGCUGCUGUUCUGCCCAACUUGUACUGGCUGCCAGGCUCACACAGGACAAACAGCUUGGACAGCCCCGAAACGGAAAGGGAAAUGAAAAAUAUUUGCUACUCCUCUCUGGUGCGCUGCUGUACCUCCGCCCAGUGUGUGGACCAACCAAAUAAAGGCAUUCUUUGCUGUCAGUGCAUUGUGGGUAUAAGGAAAUCUGUAAAAGCUGCCAUAUUGGCCUGCUUCAGUCCCUGAAUCCUCUCCAACCUGUGCUUUAGUGAACGUUGCUCUGUAACCCUUGUUGGUUGAAAGAUUUCUUUGUCUGAUGUUAGUGAUGCACAUGUGUAACAGCCCCCUCAAUAAAACUCAAGCCAGUCAUAUCCUUGUAUACCUUAGCAGCACCGCAUCACUACGAUGCCGUGUUCACCUACUGUACAAGAGUGGCUAUAGGACAAAAAGUGUAUUUAUCCUUUUGUAUUCAAAUGAAGUUAUUUUUCUUGAAAUAAUGUACAAUGUAGAUUUUUUGUAUUAUUGCCUAUUUGUGUUACCAGACGAUUUGUUAAUGUAUUUAAUUCUAAUCAGAUAAGAGAAAAAUUACUUUUUAUUUAGUCCUUUUCUUUUACCUUUCAUUUAAUUGUGCAGAGAUUUCUCUGUAUGGGCAACGUGCUGGCAUCAAAGAAUAUCAGUUUACAUAUAUAACAAGUGUAAUAAGAUUCCACCAAAGGACAUUCUAUAUGUUUUCUUGUUGCUUUAACACUGAAAGAUUUCCAAGAAUAAAAAUUCCUGCAUAAACAA
Molecule: messenger RNA, 1969 nt
Organism: Meleagris gallopavo (turkey)
Lineage: Eukaryota; Metazoa; Chordata; Aves; Galliformes; Phasianidae
Source: RefSeq, a predicted model, not a curated record